AUGUGUGUGGAUUAUUGUGCCUUUCAUAAGGAUAUUGUGAAGGACAAGUAUCCCAUACCAAAUAUUGAUGAACUCUUGGAUGAUCUUCAUGGGGCUCAAAUGUUUUCUAAGCUGGACUUACGUUCAGGGACUUUGCAGGAGCAUAUACAACACUCGCAAACUGUUUUGGAAAUUUUGAAGUCUCGACAAUUUUUUGCUAAAGCUUCAAAGUGUAUUUUUGGAAGUAAUGAGGUGGAGUAUCUAGGACAUAUCAUUUCCAAAAAGGGUGUGAAGGCUGAUUCGCAAAAGAUUAUAGCAAUGCAAAAUUGGGUGGAGCAUAAGAAUCUUAAGGCUUUAAAGGGAUUCUUGGGACUCAUAGGUUAUUAUAUGAAAUUUCUGCAAGGGUACGAGAGCAUUGCAGCUCCACUCAUUGCUUAUUAA
This is a messenger RNA of Carya illinoinensis, 420 nucleotides long. RefSeq lists its product as uncharacterized. The coding region runs from base 1 to 420 and encodes 139 amino acids. NCBI's taxonomy places the organism in Eukaryota, Viridiplantae, Streptophyta, Magnoliopsida, Fagales, Juglandaceae. The transcript has 2 exons. The record is from RefSeq and is a predicted model, not a curated record.